CCGAGCGCGAAAUCAUCCGAGAAGCUGAAAGGGGUAUCAUUGGAAAGACGCAAAUAUUCCUUGGGAGCGAGGCAUCGAUUACCCGGUCCUCCUCGCUCCCCUCCCCCUUCCCUCCGCGGCUCCGCCUCUGUUCGGUCGGCAGCAAUCCUCGGGGCAAGGAAAGGAAAUCCUCGAUCCUUCCCCAGCGAGCGCGCCGAGAGGAGGAGCGAAGCCAUGUCCAUGCCGGAGGCGGGGCAAGCGGCGGAGAGGGAUGAGCGCGGGAGAGACGACUACGAGCAGCAGCAGGCCCGGGUGCUUGUGGCGCUGAUGCAGAGCUUCUGCGCCGCGCGGUACCGCAAGGCCGACAACACGCCCUGCCCCAUCGAGCAGGGUCUCUACUUGGGAUCUGUUGGAGCAGCAUUGAAUAAGGAGGCUCUGAAGAGCUUGAACAUCACCCAUAUAUUGAUUGUUGCAAGAUCACUGAGUCCAGCCUUUCCAGCUGAAUUCAAUUACAAGAAGAUUGAGGUACUUGACAGCCCUGACACUGAUUUGUUGAAGCACUUUGAUGAAUGCUUUAGUUUCAUAGAUGAAGCUAUCAGCUCUGGAGGCAACGUGCUAGUUCAUUGCUUUGCUGGGCGGUCAAGGAGUGUGACAAUUGUUGUUGCAUAUCUCAUGAAGAAGCAUCAAAUGAGCCUCGAAAGUGCCUUGUCACUAGUUAGAAGCAAACGGCCUCAAGUGGCUCCUAAUGAGGGGUUUAUAUCCCAGCUGGAGAACUUCGACAAAUCCCUGCAAGGAUGGGGCGUUAGCCACCUCCAAGCUCCUCGCCGCUCCUCCCUGGACAAAGACAAUGCCACCCAGAGUUCAAGCGCAUUGCGAGCAACUAGCGCCGGCGACGCAGGGGCUUGUGCUGACACUGUAAACCCAGUGGAGCAGGAACGGAGAAUGGAAUCUUUGCAGAGCUAAAUAUAGGUGUAGAAGCAUGUAUGUCAAUAAUGCAAUGUUAAGAACCCCCUGACUGCAUGUUAUGUUAUCUAGAUAUGAAUGCUUUGGCAAAAGACUUCACCGCUUUGUGCUGUAAACAGCAAGUGACAUUGGUCAUUCAUCGAUUGGGUUCCGUUGGAUUAGAAUAUGUUUACAUGCUCACCAAUCUUCACUGUAAUUUUUAUUCCAAUGAAUCAAAUGUUAAUAAUCGGUGCUACUUCUUUUUUUUAUCUUUACAUUUAGGCAAUAUAAUUUUGAUGCUUAAAUUGUAUUAACCAGCAGCAUGCUUAACUUGUAUGGUUCUUCCAA
Setaria italica (foxtail millet) is the source of this 1269-nucleotide messenger RNA. Its product is annotated as dual specificity protein phosphatase 1B. NCBI's taxonomy places the organism in Eukaryota, Viridiplantae, Streptophyta, Magnoliopsida, Poales, Poaceae. The record is from RefSeq and is a predicted model, not a curated record. Gene Ontology annotation, cellular component: cytoplasm. The coding region runs from base 214 to 942 and encodes 242 amino acids. Gene Ontology annotation, molecular function: MAP kinase tyrosine/serine/threonine phosphatase activity; protein tyrosine/threonine phosphatase activity. Gene Ontology annotation, biological process: negative regulation of MAPK cascade; protein dephosphorylation. The transcript is spliced from 6 exons.